Choloepus didactylus (southern two-toed sloth) is the source of this 594-nucleotide messenger RNA. RefSeq names its product high mobility group protein B3-like. The transcript has a single exon. The coding region runs from base 4 to 594 and encodes 196 amino acids. NCBI's taxonomy places the organism in Eukaryota, Metazoa, Chordata, Mammalia, Pilosa, Megalonychidae. Gene Ontology annotation, molecular function: DNA binding, bending. The record is from RefSeq and is a predicted model, not a curated record. Gene Ontology annotation, biological process: regulation of transcription by RNA polymerase II.
AGGAUGGCUAAAGGUGACUCCAAGAAACCAAAGGCCAAGGUGUCUGCUUAUGCCUUCUUUGUGCAGACGUGCAGAGAGGAACAUAAGAAGAAAAACACCAAAGUCCCUGCCAAUUUUGUGGAAGGGUCCAAGAAGUGUUCUGAGUGGUGGAAGACAAUGUCUGGGAAGGAGAAAUCUAAAUUUGAUGAAAUGGCGAAGACGGACAAAGUGCGUUAUGAUCUGGAAAUGAAGGAUGAUGGGCCAGCAAAGGAAGGCAAGAAGAAGGAUCCUACUGCACCAAAAUGGCCACCGUCUGGAUUCUUCCUAUUCUGUUCAGAAUUCUGCCCCAAGAUCAAAUCCACAAACCCUGGCAUCUCUAUUGGAGACGUGGCAAAAAAGCUGAGUGAAAUGUGGAACAACCUGAGUGACAAUGAAAAGCAGCCUUACAGCAAUAAGGCAGUGAAGCUGAAGAAGUAUGAGAAGAAUGUCGCUGACUGUAAGUCUAAAGGGAAGUUUGAUAGUGCAAACGGUCCUGCUAAAGUUGCCCGGAAAAAGGUGGAACAGGAAGAUGAGGAGGAGGGGGAGAUAGAAGGGGAGGGGGCAGAGGACGAAUAA